Cordyceps militaris CM01 is the source of this 3318-nucleotide messenger RNA. RefSeq names its product Beta-lactamase-type transpeptidase fold domain containing protein. Lineage: Eukaryota; Fungi; Ascomycota; Sordariomycetes; Hypocreales; Cordycipitaceae. The record is from RefSeq and is a predicted model, not a curated record. The coding region runs from base 1 to 3318 and encodes 1105 amino acids. The transcript is spliced from 6 exons.
AUGCCCUGCUUCAAGGGCAUUGCGGUGAGCGUCCACGCCAAUGGAGCCCCGCUGCCGGAACAUGGCAUGCAGAAGCAGUCCAGGUUGUCACGCAUCAGCACCUACAUACCCGUUCCGCAGCCCUCGAUAGGCCAGGAUCCCACCAAACCUGAACCCGCCAAGUUUGCCAUAUCUAUAACCCUCCUCACCUCUGGCUUGCCGAUUCCCUAUUCUGCCCCCAAGCCCACUGAAACCAAUCCCUACCCCAAGCCUCAGUUCGUCGGUGGUCUUCAUCCCGGCUCCCAUGGCGAACGUGGUAAAUUCAUGGGCCUCGUCAGCCCUUACAUCCCCAUGACCAACUCCGAAAACGAAACGAUUGCCGCAUACAUUUACUUUGACGGACGUAACAAGGAAGAGGUCGCCACACUUCUACGCCCUGGUGAGGAGACCUGGGUGAACAGCAGAUGGGUCCAAGUGCCAGAAUCCGAGGGCGGCGGUCUUGCCGAGCGCGAGUUCCUCUUCCGCGAGGUCGGCCUUGAGAGAUGGCUUAACGGUCUCGAUCUCCAGGGCCACGAUGCUGCGGAGAAGCUCGAGAAGCGCCGACUAAAGUUUCAACGCCGCCAGCAACGCCAGAGCAUCUCCCUCGAUGAGCAAGACUCUCUGAACAAGAAGCGAGGUACUCUCAGAUAUGGCGCAGAGGAUGGGUCCCCCAUUGAAGCAGUCUACGACUACUCAGGCUCAUCCUCGGAUGAUGACGAGCCACCCGAGGCAACCGGUCAAAUCAAAGUCGCCAUGUUCCGAGUCCUUGCUUCGGGAGAGAUCAAGAAAGGAGAGUACUCGCCUCAGUUUGACGCACAUGAUGGUGACGAGGAGGGAAACAACGAAAAGAGCGGCAUAGAUGCCGACGUUGAGCACACCACCAGCUUUGCCAAGCCAAAGACCUUGGAUCCAAAGACGAUAAGCACCCAGACAGUAACCGGCAUCGAUGGCCCAGACAAACCUUUUGCGGUUUUCACAUUCUUUUACCGCGGUGAUCGUCAAUUACAAAAGAUCGGUGUCUUGCAGCAAUCAUCAAAGACACAUGCGCCCGCCGGAUCUGCUAAACGGCGGUCUGGUCAGCUAGAUUUCUCUAGUCUUGGCCCGUUGAAGGCCGGAGGAACCGUGGGCUUCUCGGCUUUCCGUGACCAGGCCACUGAAGCUUCCAGACGUCGCAAGGCCCGGAAGAAGAGCAACGGGAACAUUGCUGAUGAUAGCGACGACGAUGACGAAAGUGAUGGCAUAGUCAAUAUGGAUCCGGGAGACGACAAGGAUGUGGAUCGCAAGCUGGCGCCCGAAGAUGCCAAAUCUCAAGGUGAACUGGCCGACGGAGUGAAUCGAAUCCACCUUAAGAGAGCACACUCGGCCGACCCAGACGCAGCUUCGACAACGCCGAGCACUCCGCAGCUCGGAGCAAGUAACGACACGCCCGGUGAAUUGGGCUCCAGCUCUGUCCAAGCGAUCCCCAUGCCGUCCACAAGCGCUCAUGCGAUCGAAAGCAUCUCGGCCGAAGCAACUGUAGGAAGCCCCCUUAAGAAGGCGCGAGCAAGCGUUGAUCAGGCCGCUGUCGGAGACGACAAGUAUUCAACCCUUCACAAGCAGCUACAUCAAAAAGCCGACACGGAGACGCUGCCUGCUUCCGAAUUGGGCGUCCUCAAGUUGAAAAUGCCGUCAUUGCGAAACACAGCCGUGGCGCUGGCUGUUGUUGGCGCUCACGCGGCUCACAGUAGCGAUAGCCAGAAGCCAGUUCUCCAGAAACAUGGAGGCGCAUCAAAUCCUCUGAAUGGUGAUUUGGCAAAAUUCGUUCAAGAGUCGCUGGACGUGUGGCAUGUUCCGGGCAUGGCGGUCGGUGUCAUAGACGGCGACCACAUCUACACCGAGGGCUACGGCUACGCCACGCUCCCCGACGUGCGCGCCACGGCCGACACUCUGUGGUACGGGGCGUCGACGUCCAAGGCGCAGACCGCGGCGCUGCUCUCGCACCUCAUCCACUCGGGCAACCACAGCCAGUUUGGCGCGCUGGGCUGGGAGACGCCCAUCACGUCGCUUGUGCGGGACGACUUUGUACUGACCGACGAGUGGGCGACGGCGCACGUCACGCUCAACGACGCGGCGAGCCACCGGACGGGCAUGGGCCGGCACGACCUGGCGAUGCACCGGGUGCGCGACGGGCGGCCGGUGGCCCCGCGCGACGUGGCGCGCAGCCUGCGCCAUCUGGCCAUGACGGCCGAGCCGCGCGUCCGCUACUCGUACUGCAACCUCAUGUACACGACGCUCGGGCACGUGCUCGAGACGGUGACGGGCGUGUGGCUCGGCGAGGCGCUGCGGACGCACCUCUGGGGCCCGCUGGGCAUGACGGCGACGUACUUUGACACGGCCGCGGCGCUGCACGCCGACGAGCACUUUGCGGGCGGCUACGCGUGGGAUGAGCGCGCCGGCAACUACACGCCGGUCGACUACAUGUCGGUGACGGACGUGGGCGCGGCCGGCGCCGUCAUCUCCAACGUCAAGGACUAUGCGAAAUGGGUCCGCUGUCUGCUGCACGAGAGCGCGCCGCUGUCGCCGGCGACGCACGCGGACAUCCGCACGCCGCGCGUGUUUGUCUCGGUGGACGACGGCGACGCCGGCAUGGGCGUCUCGACGUACGGCCUCGGCUGGAGCCGCGAGACCAUGCACGGCCACACGCUGUUCCAGCACUCGGGAGGUAUGCACGCGUACGGGGCCGAGGUGUUUUGGCUGCCCGACAUCAAGUUUGGCGUCGUUGCGUUUGGCAAUACGGCCGUGUCGUCCAACUUUGCGGAGCUCGAUGUCGUGUACCGCCUGAUUGAGGACAAGUUGAACAUUCCGGCCAAGAAGAGGAUUGAUAUCCGAGCGAAAUCGAGAAAGAUCCGGGACAGCAUACCGACGAGGGAAGAGGCCGUUAAUACGCUGUUCCCUGACCUGCCCGACACGCCGCAGCUGGGAUCGUUUGACGCCGGACAGCUCGUCGGGCACUACAAGAACGAGGGUUGGGGCGAAGUUACAUUUACAGUGGCGGACGAUUUUGAGGGUCGCAACAAGACUGUGCUCAUUGGGCCGCGACCGGACACAUCCUUCAGGCACACAUUGAUCUUGGAGCACAUGACGGGCGACUACUGGCUGGUCUACGCCACGAUGCUGGGCAACAGCAGCUACCAAAAUGAGUACCUCAAAGCAAAAUUCGUGGCCGGUGUGGAUGGAAACCCAGUCGCACUCGACCUGGACACUCAGACUGCCAGUGGUGGCCUAAGUGAUGGCAUCGUCCAGUUUACCAAGUCUGAUUAA